AUGAGCGCACAUCCCGAACUGCUAGAUCCCUCAUCUAUGCGCCACCUGGAUCGCGACCCGGAACCCAAGGUUGAGGACACUGAUGCUGAUCAUGACGAUUCGAAGCCCAAUAAGAAAAAGAGACGAGUUGCCAAAAUGCUUGACAAGAAGUACGAGUGUAAAGCCGAAGGCUGCACAAAGUCAUAUUCUCGAGCAGAGCAUUUAUAUCGACAUCAACUGAAUCACACACCAAAGCAAAUAUACCAUUGCGACCAUCCCGGCUGCGAUCGUAGUUUCGUUCGUGCAGAUUUGUGUACAAGACAUCGCGAAAGACAUACCUCUAAAGGUUCUCACUUGAGACGGCGGGAUGAGUUCCAGGCACGCGCGAGUGCCAAUGCUGCCCUGAGUUCAAACUCCCCGGAUUCCGCUGGUAUGAAUGCGUCGCCCACCGAUUCGACGAUGCCGAACGGACCUCCCUCCCGAUCCAAUACAUACCUCCCGCCGACAAGCCAGACUGGCCAGUCGUACGCUGGCCAUGAUCAGUACACAACCCCAGGAAUGUCCGACAUGGCCCCACUGCGGCCAAACACCUCCAUGGCCAUGGACGCGCACGUGCGCAACAACAUUCCGACGUACAAUUACUCGGGACAGAUGAACGGAUCUCAGGCGACACAGAUGAUGACUCCACCCUCGCCGAGUGCGUCAAGGCGCUAUCCAUAUGACUCCGAAUACUCAAGAACGAACGGACUCACCAACGGUUACUCAAACUCGACGCCGCAGGUGACUGUGAACGGCAUGCGACCACCGCCGCCACCGGCCAUCAGUGCACCGCAGGCAGCUGCCAUGCAGUUCAACCAGGCACAAUACGCAUCGCCAACAGCGAGCGAACAACAAUACAAGGCUUCAAAUGCGUAUUCAGCAGCGCAGCAGUCUUAUGCCAUUCAAGCGGAAUCUUUCGGAUCAAGCAACAACAGACUUGGAGCUGGUCUGGCAGACUCUCACAUGACAGGACCAGACCAAUAUCCUGUCUCUAAUUCUAGGAGCAACAGCAUGAUGGAUUUCAUGGUCGCGGACCAAUACGCGAGCGCCUAUGCCAUGCCUGUGUUCGGCGGUGAUGUCUUUAAUCGUACACCGCCGACAAUCAUGCCCAUCGACGAUGCGUUCUUCAGUCAGUUGCUAGAUGCAGGCGGCAUCGAUCUAAAUCUACCACCAUCACCACCCCUUCCAAUUGAGCCUGUAUUGCAGGUCCCUCCUCAAACAAGCGCAUACAACAAAGUGGAGCCGGAAGGUCCACCGGCGCAUGCGCACGACCCGCCACGAGAUGCCAAAACCAGCUUCAUGAAUGGAACACUUCUGGAUGUACCGGAGACCGCUAUCGAUACUCAUAUUCAAGCCCGCCUCAUCAAGCUCGUCCGAGGCUUCCGCGAGACUGAGCCGCUACCAGGCCGUCGAGCUAAGGAAGACAUCGUCUCGGGCGAUACAGAUCAUCCCGAGCACGCCCUUAGCGUUCAGAUGUUGCGUACCGCGUUGAUGAGCUACUGGGUGCACAUCCACCAGCAGAUGCCCAUCAUGCAUCGUCCAACUUUCCAACCUCGAACUUGUCCAGAUCUCCUUCUUCUGGCUAUGAUAUGUUUGGGCGGGUCUUGCUUGGAGAGAACGCACCCAGCCGAGUCUGCUGCGAAUUGCUCGGAGUUUGCAUUCUUCACUGCUUACCACAUCCGUUGGGCAGUAUUCAAGGAUGCCGAAUUUCGACCGACAGCCAAAUUAUGGACCUUCCAGACGAUGCUGCUGCUCGAAUUGUUUGAAAAGAUGUAUAGUACACGUGCAUUGCACGAGAGGGCACACAUCCAUCAUGCGACUACGCUCACCGUUAUGCGACGAGGAUCGUCCCUGAUAGGUCGUGUCAUCGAAAUUCCAGGUGACGAUGAUCCUACAAGAACGCCGCCAGGACCGGAAGGCAGCAUCAACACCAGUGGUUACAACACCCCAGACGCGUGGUGGAAUCGCUGGAUUACAGCGGAGGCAACCCGGAGAGUCGCAUUCGCCGCGUUCGUCAUUGAUUCAACGCACGCUACGCUCUUCGGCCAUUCUGCCAUCAUGUCACCUCACGACAUGAGAUUGCCACUACCUUGCGACGAGGCCCUAUGGGCAGCGACAAGCAGUGCUGAGGUGCAGCGAGUGGAGGCGAGCCUGGCCGCCAACGGCUUCAAGACGACGACCUUCCUGGAUGGCCUCAAGAAGACUCUUAACGGCCAGAAAGUCCGAACCAACACUUUUGGACGAGUGAUCCUAAUGUCAGGAUUGCUGAACAUUAGCUGGCACAUGAAUCAGCGUGACCUGCAAGUAUCCUCCCUCGGCGCCAAGGAUACAUUUGGAUCGUCCACGCGAUGGCGAGGCCCAUUGACCCGUGCUUUUGACUUUUGGCGCAAAGACUUCGACGAAAGUCUCGCCAAAAGUGCAGACUAUCAGCAUGUCUGCAACCCGGCGUACCGCUGCAGCGUGGAUCAUCGCGACAAUGUUUAUGAGUCCCGUACUUGCCUCCACAGUCUCGCGCACAUGGCUAUGCACGUUGACAUCGUCGAUUGCGAAGUAUUCGCAGGAUCCGAUCGGGCUCUUGGGCGUGCUGUGACUGACAGCGAUCGCCUCGCAGUGCAGCGCCGCAUGCGUGAGGAUUGGGCGCCGAGCGCACGCGCUCGAGACGCAGUCUACUAUGCUCUGCGUUUCCUCUGCGAAGUGCUUGUACCCGAGGAAGUGAUGAACGGUGAUCGUGCGGGACGGCAAGCGCAGCCACCCUCGUUCAACUACAGCGCUCGCGACGACUAUCUGUUGAAUCGACCAUGGGUGCUUUACUUCGCCGCCAUGACCGUUUGGUCGUAUGGCUUUGCUCUGGACGGACCGAUCAAGCCGCAGUACACGUUGACAUCACGUGAGCUACAGAUCGCCGACAUGCAGCAGUAUCUCAUGCGUAUGGGCGCUGCUGCCAGCCCAGACGACCUAGAGCAUCUCGACGGGCGUAACAACUGCUUGGGACUUCUGCUUGCCUUACACCACUGCUUCGCUCAGCCGCGCUGGGAGCUCUUGCAGGAAGCCCGUGAUAUGCUCAGCCUCUGUAUCGGCCAGCUCUUGCCUGGCAACAACGACUGGAAGACGACCCCCAAUUAG
Dissoconium aciculare CBS 342.82 is the source of this 3141-nucleotide messenger RNA. RefSeq lists its product as uncharacterized. Gene Ontology annotation, cellular component: chromatin. Gene Ontology annotation, molecular function: DNA-binding transcription factor activity, RNA polymerase II-specific; RNA polymerase II cis-regulatory region sequence-specific DNA binding; zinc ion binding. The coding region runs from base 1 to 3141 and encodes 1046 amino acids. The record is from RefSeq and is a predicted model, not a curated record. The transcript has 4 exons. Gene Ontology annotation, biological process: regulation of transcription by RNA polymerase II; DNA-templated transcription. Lineage: Eukaryota; Fungi; Ascomycota; Dothideomycetes; Mycosphaerellales; Dissoconiaceae.